Amphibalanus amphitrite is the source of this 2567-nucleotide messenger RNA. RefSeq names its product RNA exonuclease 1 homolog (gene prage). NCBI's taxonomy places the organism in Eukaryota, Metazoa, Arthropoda, Thecostraca, Balanomorpha, Balanidae. Gene Ontology annotation, cellular component: nucleus. The record is from RefSeq and is a predicted model, not a curated record. The coding region runs from base 202 to 1971 and encodes 589 amino acids. Gene Ontology annotation, molecular function: exonuclease activity; nucleic acid binding. The transcript has 3 exons.
GGAGGCAUUCUGCCCGUGGGCCGCGGCGAGGGAGGUCGUGCAGCUCCGCUGUCUUGCCGCUCACAUCUUGCCGGCGACAGGUGGUACUUCGGAAGCUGUCUGAAUGAGAACUUUCAUCCAAAGUACUGCUACUCGGCCGCGCUCGAAGGACAUCGCCAGGUGAACGCUGUACCCCCGGCUGGUCUGCGACAGUCGACAGAGAUGGCGCUCGAAGUGGAAGUGAUGUAUGCGGACAGCAUCCUGCUGGGUGUUCUUUUUAUCGCACUGACGAGUGCUCUGGGCAUUUUUAUAUUUUUAUCGACCAAGAGGAAGACUGAUUCGCCGAAGGAGACCCGAAAGGGUGGGACCAAAAACGGAACGAGUGCUGUCCGCCGGUCGGCCCGAUCGACCGGCGCUCAGAGCAAGGAGCGGUCGGCUCCGGCCGCCAGGCCGAGCCAGCCCCCGGCUCCUGCUCCGGCUCCGUCCCCGGAGCCGGCUCCGAGCCACCCGUCCCCGCCGCCUGCCGCCGACACGGCCGAGGAUGACCAAGAAGUGGACGCAGGAGAGGAACAGCCGAGCGGCACCAGCUGCACGGCGCCCACCGCACAGUCAGAUGGCGCCGUCGUGGCCGACCCGGAGCCGCGCGUGCCGACCCUCGAGCCGGCGGCCGAGCAGCCAUCGGAGCCGCCCACUGCCCAGGACCCGCCGCCGUCGCCGCGCUCGUCGGGCCCCGAGCUGACGCCGUCGAUGGCUCGUCGCCAGCGCCGCAAGCGGAUGAAGCAGCGCACGGCGGCUGCGCCGAGCGUGGAGACGCCUCCGGCGCCGCCGCCCGAGGAGCAGCGGCUCGACCUGCCGCCCGAGGUGGUCUACCAGCUGAUGCGGCGCUACACGCUGCCCGCCGAGCAGCUCCACAUGCUCGGCUUCCCGCACUCGAGCAGCUUCCACCGGGGCAAGGCGUACAUCUACAAGGGCAUGGCCGGCUCUCCGCGUCCGGCGCGCAAGGUGAAGCUGGACGCGGCCGCCAAGGAGUUUGUGCCGCGCGCACUGGCCUCGUCCGACUGCGACAGCGGCACGCACAGCUCGGAGGGCGGCGACGACUCGUCGGCCGCCUCGUCGGGCAGCGAGCCCGACGAGCAGCCGCCGGAUGACGUCAGCGAAACCGAGAGCGUCCAGUCGAGCGGCUCGGAGAGCGGCGAGCGCGAGCAGCGUCCGGCGCUGCUGCGGCCGCACUGCGUGCGCUGCUCGCAGCAGUUCGCCGUCACCACCGACGGCUUCUACCACGACAGCGCCGAGCGCUGCGUGUUCCACUGGGGCAAGCUGAAGCCGGGCCGCACGGGCACCAUGUCCAGCUACGCGUGCUGCGGCGGUCGGCCGGGCGGCCGCGGCUGCUCCACUGCCUCGUGCCACGUCUGGAGCGGGCUGCUGCACGGUCUGAACGGGCCCCUGAAGGGCUACGUGCGCUCCCGGCGCCGCCGCGUGCCGCCGGCCGACGGCAACUACGGAGUGUACGCGCUCGACUGCGAGAUGUGCUACACGGGCCAGGGCCUGGAGCUGGCGCGCGUCUCUGUGGUGGGCCUCAACGGCAAGAAGGUGUACGACGCGCUGGUGCGCCCCGAGCGGCCGGUGGUCGACUACAACACGCGCUUCUCUGGCAUCACGGCGCGCCAGCUGGACCGCGCCACCAAGACGCUGCGCGCCGUGCAGAGUGACCUGAUGGGCUUCAUCAGCGCCGACACAGUGCUCAUCGGCCACGGCCUAGAGAACGACCUGCGCGCGCUGCGCCUGGUGCACGACACCGUGGUGGACACGUCGAUCGUGUUCCCGCACUACCUGGGCCUGCCGUACCGGCGCCGGCUGUCGCACCUAACGGCCAGCUGCCUGGGCUGGAGCAUCCAGCAGGACGGCGCCAGCCGCGGACACGACAGCCUGGAGGACGCGCGCGCCUGCAUGCAGCUGCUGCUCUGGCGGAUCCGGCGCGACCUGCGACUCUAGGAGGCUCGGCCGCCAGCGCGCGCGCAAGUGUUGAGCUCGUGUCGAGCGUUUCGGUGUCCGCCGCCGCCAUGAUCUCAGUACAAACAUUACCGCGCCGGCGGCGGUCCUUGUACAGCAUCAUCAUCCAGGGUCACCUUCUCUCCCCGCGCUCCCCUCGUCCGUGUCGUGUGCGAGUGUUUCAUACGGCGGUGUUUUAACGUGCGACGCGAGAGCUUUUAGCGUGCCGACCUGGCCGCGCGCCGUUUUUAGCUGUGGACGCGCAGCUGUGAUUUGGCGGGGCGCUGGUGAGCAGCCGGCGUCCUCGCGCGUCUUUCCGCGCCCGUUUUGGCGCGCUGCGACUGAGAGUGGUGGCGGAGGUGGUGUGAGGUGCCGUUUACGGUGGACAGUGGUCGGAGAGGUGUGUGGCGGGCGGUCUUCCGCCUGCCCUCCCUCCUUCCGGCCCUUUUGUACAGAUCGUGUCUCGGGACAGGACCGUCCACAGUGGCUUUUCUGUGUAUGAUGUGUGCGACCCUGGCGAGCGAAUGUGUCGAGUGCUUGUAUUUAAAUGGCGUCGUUGGGAGUGUAGCUGGUUUUCUCAAUACAGAUUUGGACAAAUA